UAACAUAACUAUUGAUAUGUUAUAUAUUUUUCAGAUGACUUUGACAUUAAAUUGGGGCAUAGCCGGUGUUGGCAUGAUUAGUCAUGAUUUUUUAACUGCCAUGUCUAAUUUAUCAAGUGAUCAACACAAGGUUGUUGCUAUCGCUGGCAAAGAUCUGAGCCGUGCACACAGAUUGGCAAUGCUACACAAUAUCAACACUGCAUAUGAAGGUUAUGAAUCCCUCGCCAAUGACAGUUCAAUUGACAUCGUUUUCGUCAGUGUCAUGAAUUUACAGCAUUAUGAUGUAGCUAAGUUAAUGUUAGAGAAUGGUAAACAUGUACUCUGCGAAAAGCCAAUGGGUAUGACGUACAAACAGACGAAGUCAUUGGUGGACCUGGCGCGAGAAAAGAAACUAUUUCUUCUCGAGGGGAUGUGGUCGAGGUUCUUUCCUGCUUACGAUGCUUUGGAUAAACACAUUGCCACCGGCGGGCUUGGGGAUGUCUAUCAUGUAAACGUACAAUUCGGGGUCGAAAUUAACGACAUUGAGAGGAAUUUAAUGAAAGACUUGGGCGGCGGAGCGGUUAUGGACUUAGGUUUAUACAUGUUGCAACUGGUGCAAUUCGUGUACAAAGAGCCACCCACCGACAUCAUGUGUACGGGUCACUUGAGCAAGGCUGGCGUCGACGAAUCGCUCUCCUGCGCCCUUAAGUACAAGGGCGGCAGGACGGCGACGAUAUCGGCGCACACCCGCGCCACCAUGACUAACAGAGCUGAGAUCACGGGGACCAAGGGUACUAUUGCGCUUGAGUACUUCUGGUGUCCGACCACGCUGCAGAUAUCUGCCGCCAACAACACGGAGUGGACGCUACCCAAGGGAAAAUACAGCUACCACUUUCACAACAGCGCCGGCCUCAGCUACCAGAUACAGGAGUGCUGGGACUGCUUGGCUAAAGGUUUACUGGAAAGUCCUAAAAUGUCACUGGACGAGAGCAUACUAUUUUCAAAGUUAACGGACACGAUGCGGGCACAAUUAGGAGUACUAGAUGUAGGUCUUUAAGUUACACUAACAGUGGAUCUCCAUUGUCUUAGCACUUGUAUUACUCUCGUUCUCAGUGAAUAAAUCAGAGACAGUAAUAGUGUUCUAAUACAAGUGUCACGUUAUUUAAGAUUCACGCCAACAAAAGUUAAAUAAUUUCGCCAGUACUAGUUCUAAUCACGCAGUAGCUUAGAGGCUUUUAUCAGACACGCAACAAAGCUAACAUGUAUAUUGUACAGAACAAGUAUUUACCUCAACUAACUGUGAUUUAUAUAGUGUUGUGACGUUAUAUUUAUUAAGUAUAUUUUAUUUUAUAUUUACACACAGUAUUUAUUGUAUUCACAUUUUCUGGUUAAUAAACACUUAAAA
Messenger RNA from Papilio machaon (common yellow swallowtail), 1384 nucleotides. Its product is annotated as trans-1,2-dihydrobenzene-1,2-diol dehydrogenase. NCBI's taxonomy places the organism in Eukaryota, Metazoa, Arthropoda, Insecta, Lepidoptera, Papilionidae. The transcript is spliced from 5 exons. The record is from RefSeq and is a predicted model, not a curated record. Gene Ontology annotation, molecular function: nucleotide binding. The coding region runs from base 17 to 1036 and encodes 339 amino acids.